This is a messenger RNA of Cyanidioschyzon merolae strain 10D, 1953 nucleotides long. RefSeq lists its product as hypothetical. The transcript has a single exon. Lineage: Eukaryota; Rhodophyta; Bangiophyceae; Cyanidiales; Cyanidiaceae. Bases 1 to 1953 code for a protein of 650 amino acids. The record is from RefSeq and is a predicted model, not a curated record.
AUGGCAAACAGCCUCGGCCUACCAGCAGUACCGCUGGAGCCGCGUCUGGUGCCGGAUGCUGCGACUUGGCUCUCGGAGCGCUUCUCCAAUGACGAUGAAGAGGAGGUGACGCGGCUCGAGGAAGCGGUGUGUCUGCAGCUGGCGGCGCUGCGAGCGUUGCGGGCACCCCUGCCCCAGGGCAUUGCUGUGUACCGGUGUCGAGCGCCCGGUUCACCGUCACGAAGUGCUGACGCUUCCUCAAGUCGUGGAACUCGCAGCGUGCGUAGAACUGUGCAGCUUCGCCAGCGGACGCGAAGCGCUUACCGGCAGGCCAGCGGCACUACAGCAGCGAACACUGGCUUGCGCACCAACCUCGACACGAGUAUUGGUGCCGUUGAUGAACACAUCAACGACGAGUUGAUCGAUAGUCAAGAACUCGAAGAAGCAAGCACCGGUGAAACAGAGCCGCGGCCGGCGCACCGAGCGACGACAGUUGCGCAUCGAGUGUUUAUUCCACCGCGUUACGUCCUCCCGCAUCAUGCGCUGAUAUACGAACACACGGACUGGUAUCGAGAACGAGUGCGUCUGGCCAUGGAAACAAACAGUGGCCAGUACGCCUCCGCUGAGGCAAGCUCGGGUCGCGCGCCUGCUCCGCGGGCGCUCACGGUGUUCCCGGCACCUGCUGGUCGCGACCGCGAAACAGACUCAUCGCCCAGGAGACCACGCGAGCGUCGGUUUCGUACACGCUUUUCCGGCCAACGUGAGGGUAUCCUCGAAGAUGCACUUGCAACCAUACUUUUCCGCGAUGAACGCACGGGCGCGGGAACCCCUCCCGCUGCAGAGAUGCCUCUGGAUCGGCAGCUAGAUCGAGGACCUGGCCUGCCUGACAGUGCCGAGAGACUGCCGGCUCCUUUGCUUGGCUAUCGCGAAGAGGUUCGUUCUCAUCAGCGACGCGCAUAUGCGCAGCGUGAAGCGUUCGGCAGCCCGCCAACGUCCAUGGUCCUCAGUGACUGGCUAGAGAGCCGUCGUCGCGACGUCGCGGACCCAGGCAGUGUAUCACCAGCCGACGCAAUGUCGCUGUGGAGCGCACCCCGCGCACCUCAGAGGCACAUACCAGGCCGUGGCGACGCAGCGCUCGGCGUCUAUCGAGAGCCACGCACGGGGCAGCGGAGCCUCCAGAGACGCUCGACAGAGGUGUUGUCCACGUCUGUGGAUACGGGUCGCAUUCGAGGCCCGAUAACAGCGAACGAGUCGGCGCCAGAGCUUUUACAUUCACCGCCUUUCCGAGCUGGAUCGAUCGGUGACGAUUCCUUUGAUGCCGGGAGCCUGCGGCUGACUGCCCGAGGACCGAGUCGAGCGCGCCUCUCGGGGCAUGUGGCAUCACGCACUCGUGGACUCCCCGUAGAUCACAUUUCGCCAGCAGAUGCGUCUCUGCCCUUAGACGAAUCGUUACAGACAGAUGAAACGAGCGGGCGCGUUCAUGGACGCGCUGCGCUUCAUCGCAUGAGGCGUAGCGGUCGAGAGCUCGACGUAUCCUCAGUCGCGGAUACGUUCCAUAGCACAUCGGCAGGCAGCGCGAGCCACCACGCUUGGACGAGGGCGCCCAUGGACACUGCACGUUCGACAAGCACAGCUUUUGCAUCGCCGUUAACCCUGGAGCACAGAGAUUCCGCAGGUAGCUCGCCGGGUGACUUUGUUGUGAACGAUUGGAUGUCUGCAGGGGAUCGUUCCUCGCGCACCGACCAGAGCCGAGGCGGUUUCCGGACGGGAACCGGGUCAGCCGGGGAUACCACCACGAUAGAAGCGCUUGGUGGUCGACGGCAUCGCGGACCCAGGGAUCUGGUUGUGCGCAUAGAAGAAACGCUGCGCACGCGAGCCUGGGAACGAUCCACCUCUGCGGAUGCAUCAGCGCGAGCUUCGGGUACUGCCCGCGCUCAGGUUCGCAAUGAACGGCGGCAUCUGGAUUCAUCGUAA